Molecule: messenger RNA, 2461 nt
Organism: Mya arenaria
Lineage: Eukaryota; Metazoa; Mollusca; Bivalvia; Myida; Myidae
Product: inactive peptidyl-prolyl cis-trans isomerase FKBP6-like
Exons: 11
Coding region: 86-1519 (477 amino acids)
Molecular function (GO): peptidyl-prolyl cis-trans isomerase activity; protein binding
Source: RefSeq, a predicted model, not a curated record
GGUAAGGGGCCGAUUUGUCUCGCUCCUUACAAAAAAUCGGUGCAAAAAAACGGCAAAAUACCGUAAACCACAAACUUUGAACAAAAUGUCGAAAGAGGAUGACAUCAUGUCUGUAUGCUUGAAAGAAGGUCUGGACCUGCAGGACCUGAGAGCAACUGCAGGAAAGAAUGAGAGUCAGGGUGUCAUCUUUGAAGUUGCAGAAGAAGAUGCUCCAUUAGGGGAUGAAGAAUAUGAGGCCGGAAACUUCUACAAGGGUGAGGAGCUGUGUGAGAACAUGUAUCAUGACUCUGAUGAGGAGGAUGAGGAUGAUGAGUCUACGCCUUUCGAGAAGAUUGCACGCAAGAUGGAGGAUGUCUGCCCGGACAAGGAUGGUGGGAUCCUAAAGCAGCAGCUUAAACACGGAGUGGGGACUGUUGUACCGACAGGUUCCCUCGUCAGGUUUCACUAUAAUGCCUUCCUCGAGUAUGCUGAUGAACCUUUUGACUCCACCAGAUUGCGGAACAGAGUAGCAAAACUGCGACUUGGCCAAGGUGAGAUGAUCGAAGGAGUUGAUGUUGCACUGUCGACAAUGAGGAAGUCAGAGCUGUCACGCUUCCUCAUCAAACCUGAGUACAACCUCGGAGAGAGGGGCGCACCUCCAAGAAUACCACCAAACUCUACAAUGUUGUUUGAAAUUGAGCUGCUUAGUUUUGUGGAGCAAGCCGGAAUUGAGGAUUACUUUGACAUGACAGAGGAGGAAAAGCAUAAAGUGACUUGGGAUGACCUUAAUAAGCUGUACCACAUGAUCACGAAGGAGGCCAAGGAACUGUUUCAGGAGGGCCGCUACAGACAGGCAUUUCCCAAGUACAAGAAGGCAUGUACUUUGCUGGAGAAUCGCCGACUUUCUGGUGAAGAAGAGGAGCGGGAGGUCAAUAUUCUGUUGCUGCGGGUCUUCCAGAACCUGGCCUUGUGCUGCAUCAAGCUAGCUCACAGCGGUCGUGCCAUUGUCUACUGCAAGAAGUAUGAGCAGCUGGACCGAAAGCCCAACGCCAAGGUGCUGUACCUGCGGGGCAAGGCUCACAGCAUGCAGUGUGACUUUGAGACAGCGAGGGAUUACCUUAAAAAGGCUAACAAGAUCAAACCAAACAGUAAAGACAUAAUUGAAGAACUGGAAAAGUUGGAAAGAAACAUGAUACAGUACAAAUUUGAUGAAAAAGCCAUGUACAGGAAAAUGUUUUCAAAACCAAAAGGUGAUACUCCGGAAGAGGUUGAAAAAGAGAAUGCCCGCGAUGAAGAGAAAAAAACCAAAUCCCUGGCAUGUAGCGAUAGAUUCCGCCAAAUGGUGCAGGAAAAAUUGGAGUCUUUCAAGGCCAAUCCUGAGCUGACUGAUUUUCCAAUGCCUAGCUAUAACAUGACUGUCGGAGAGAUUGAAUGCAUCAUGGAGACAGCAGAUAAUUUGGGGCUUCACGCUAAACUCAGUGGAAGUGGAAACAGCACCCAGCUGCGUGUGAUGAAGAAAAUACCGAGUGGUACCUCAUAACUGUGCUCUGAACCAACACUGUGCCUGCGCUGUAUUACCCACUGUGUUCAUGGAUUUAUGGAGUUGGACUACAUGGAGCAUUCUCAGGGAUGGCAUGGUCUUCAUGCCUUAUGUAUAAACAACUUUGUUUAUUGUGAAAUGCUUAAAUAUCAUGCCUUAUGUGAGAGCUUAUUGUCAACUAGUUUUAAAUUAAGGCAUGAGCUAACAGGCUUUGACUUUUGAAUGAAUCUAAUUUUCUAUGUCGUCUUCAAUACAUAUGACCAACUGGUAAUGUAAAGUUAAAUUUAGAUUAUUUUUUUUAUACUUUUAAGGUGCUGUAUUUGAAAUCGUGCAAAUCUACAAAAUAAUGUAUAUAGAGUGUUUCUUUGGUUGAAGCAAAUUUGGUGAAACAGACCUGGACUUGUUUUGGUUGUUUAUAUGUCACACAUUUUAUGAAAAAUGUUCUAUAUAAAUCCUUUAAAUGUAUAUAAACCCUAUUGCGGCACUGACUCAAGGUCCCCAUGCUAGAGCCUGGAUCUGAGCCUUACAGUUGUGUCUUUUGCAUUUUUCCAAAUUCCAUUUAAGGAUAUUGACAGUGCUUUACAAAUCCUGACUUGUAUGACACCCAGAUAUGUAUAUUUGUGUGGGAACUAGCUUUCUGUCCGACUGCCUUGUCAGUUAAGUGAUAUUGUAGUUUUGAUGUCAUAAUUCUUAUUUGCUUUCAUUUGUAUUGAUGUUUAGUUGUUCUGAAUCUUAGUAUUAAUCCUUUUGAUAAAAGGUUUAAUAUACAGCCAUUCACAUUUGCAAGAACAUUUUCAUUCAUAUUUAAAUUGUUUUUUCCCCCCAUGUUUUCUAAACUUUUCUGGUUUUCUUCAUUGUACAAAAUAUUUUUAACUGUAUGUUGCUUUUUUACUUUAAUUGUUUUCUUAUUACAAACAUGUUAUUUCAUAAAUAUGACAACUA